AUUUGGCGUUCCCCCUCUCCUUCACACUUACGUCCCAGAUACAUCAUUGUAUUUCUGGAAACUGGAAGCCAAACAUCCUCGGAGACCCUUAUGUCAUUACGGUGUCUCCGAUCAUUAUGGAGUGUGCAGCAGCGACGAUUGCAAGCAUUGAACUAUCAAAUUCUAUACACAGACUGCUCACGAAAGUUACCUUGAAUUUGGAAUCAUUCAGCAAUGCGCCGGAAACCCUGGAGCGACUAAGAUCGGAACUUUGGGCCAUCGAAAAGCUUCACAUAAGCAGCGAUUUCUUUGAUCGCCGACCGAAAAGAAACACAUAUUCUGCCCGAAAAGAUCCAAAGUCAGCUUUACUGCAGCUAGCGAAAGAACUCGCGGCCGAACUCCAAGACCUAAAAGAUGGACUCCCCUCAACGAAGACCUCAGGUCACCUGGCACCACAUCACGGGCGACUCCUCAUUAAACUCGACAAAUCCAAAUUGUCUGAACGUAUUAAUAAAAUCGCCGAUUAUCGAGAAUAUUGGGCGCGGCUACUCGAUGUCUCUCAGUCGCCAGUCUCAGUCAAAGACUUCCUCCAAUGGCUUUCUCCUCCGGACUUCUUUUCGAGACAUGAAACGUUGUUGCAGUCAGCUGCUUCCUCCUCAAGCUCUUGGGUUUUAGAAAGCAAUGUCUUGAAAGAAUGGGUGGGAUCGCCAGGGAAAACACUGUGGUGUACAGGUCGCCCGUUGCCAUCUACUAACUCCCACGGAAGCUGGCACAGGAAAAUCGGUCCAAUGGUAGGGGUCCUAACAUGAGAGUCAAUUCUAUAGCGACUGACGUUCCGUUUCCGUAGUUCCGUAAUUGUCGACUUUUUGGUGAAGGAAUUUCGGCCUCCUGACUUUGUCGGCUAUGUUUAUUUUGACGCCUCAAAACGAUACGACCCU
Colletotrichum navitas is the source of this 917-nucleotide messenger RNA. RefSeq lists its product as uncharacterized. NCBI's taxonomy places the organism in Eukaryota, Fungi, Ascomycota, Sordariomycetes, Glomerellales, Glomerellaceae. The record is from RefSeq and is a predicted model, not a curated record. Bases 117 to 788 code for a protein of 223 amino acids. The transcript has 2 exons.